AUGUUAGCGCUAUUGCUCUUUAUUGUCUGCUGUGUUUCCCAUGAUCCGAGUAACAUGGCCUUUUAUAUUGACCCCGAUAAAAUCACAUUUGAGACAAUUCAUGAAAACACAAAGACCCUGUUUUCUCUUUUCAACAGUCGUUUUACUUUAGACUAUCCCUCAGAUGAGGCUCACAACAAAGCCUUGCUGUCUUUCGCGAAAAAUCUAGCACACCACAAUGCGACCCAUGCGAGGGACACGGACCACCUGGACGAAUUGUUGAGGUAUACAGAUGGAUAUGCAACAUAUGGGCUGACAUCAGCCUUUGCCAGAGACCCAACUGAGCCCAUGAAGGGAUUUGUCCAGGACACCGGUGUCCCCGAGUACGACUUGAGCAGCUUUAAGGACAGAAUACGCUCAAGAUUGAAUCUGUUCAAGGAAGCAGCCGCUUAUCAGCUCAAGGUCAUCUACUCUGCACUAGUGUCGGCUGCACUUCCGGCCCCUCGAAGUGGAUGCACUACGAUGUACAUACGGCAAAACCCCCUUUCUCCUUUAUCAUCGAUUCCGUUGUCUGCGGAUUUGCGCGAAUUCGAGGUUAUAGGAAAGGUUCGCAACCAGGGGGUCUGCGGGUGCUGCUGGGCAAUGGCCUCAGCUGUCAUGCUAGAGGGUAUGACCCGGUCCACACAAAGUUACUUUAAAGACAAAACGGAAGUUGACAACACGUUCAAAGAUGUAGACCUUAUUGUUUCCGAGCAGUACAUAAUGAACAACUCUCGCAGCUCUAUCAACAACUUCUGUGAAGGUGGAAACUACAGGAUCACAUCGAUGGAUUAUGCCAAUGAAAACAUAGUUAAGACAGUGGAGUCUGAAAAGAAUUUUCCACUAGAAUCGACUCACUUGGAGAAGAAUCCAUCAAGAAUUGACGUUAUAGCUAAUUUCAAAGUGUCCAAGGCCUUCUUGCCUUACAACACAGAGACAGUGACAGGGACCAACUGCAAAAGGUCUAUCAUUAAGCUGCUGGACAAGAUGCAGACCUCGUCGCCAAUGACAAACGGGGCCGUCAAUCAAAUCAAGUCUUACCUUGCACGGGGGAUCCCUGUUGCCGCGGCCAUGUUUACGGGGGCAGACGGGCCUCUGUCCUCACGAGACUUCAGCAACUACAAGGGCGGCAUUUUCAAUAAGCCGUGCAGCAAAACAGGGCUUGACCACCAAGUCAUGUUUGCGGGAUAUGGAUAUUACCAGGGAGUUGAGGUCUGGGUCAUGCGCAACUCCUGGGGAGAACAGUGGGGGUCAUACGGCCACUUCUACACACCGAUAGGCAACAACGUUCUUUGCUCUGAGACGUACGCAUAUACAGACAUACCACAGUACUUUCCAUUAGACAAAGCUGAUAAGGACAAGCCAUACACAGAAAGGCAAAAAACGAAAGCUUCUACCUACUGGGCGAGAAAAUUAAAACGUGGAGAUGGUGUAGCCCUCGACUCAGACCCCUCUACGAUACCACCAGCCAGUCCAGGCAAUGAUAAUGACAUAUAUGUUCCGAGAGGGAAGAUCAUUUCGUCUUCAAGCAGUGGAACUAGUAGUAGCAGCAGUAGCACUACUAUCACGGGCAAGUUUAAACUUUCAAUCCCGAGUAUUAUCAUGAUUGUGACGGGCAUCCUGGGGAGCGCAGGCGUUGCAGGCAUUAUCGCAAAGUUCACCUGCUGCAGGAAGUAG
Molecule: messenger RNA, 1695 nt
Organism: Giardia duodenalis
Lineage: Eukaryota; Fornicata; Diplomonadida; Hexamitidae
Product: Cathepsin L
Exons: 1
Coding region: 1-1695 (564 amino acids)
Cellular component (GO): lysosome
Molecular function (GO): cysteine-type endopeptidase activity
Source: RefSeq, a predicted model, not a curated record